AUGAAGUCGUUUGUGAGAAGCCCAGGCCACAGAGAGCAGGGAAGGCUGUCGACAGGGAUUUAUGGACUAGAUGCAAUACUUGGGGAAUGCCUCACAAGAGGAACAUCCAUUCUCCUACUAGAAGACGAAAACUCUCGGGUUCACUCGACAAUACUGAAGGUUUUUCUUUCAGAAGGCAUUGAUGGUCAAGAAAGCACGAUGGCAGUGAUGAAGGAAAGCGGAGAUGUGGAGGUGUAUGGCACAGGAUCAUCUACGGAACAAGAAAACGAAGGCAGGAUGGUGAUAGCCUGGAGAUACUCGAAGCUGUCUCUUGGAAAACCUGCCUUCAAGUUCAAUCUUUCAAGAAAAAAGAGGUUUGAAGGAAUUCUACUUUCUGGAGAGAAGGCAACACUUGAAAGCAUCCUAAGCAUGGCAAGGGAAGAGAAGGAGCUAAGGAUGGCGGUGUUCUCGCUUGGGUCGCCUGUCUGGAAGCUUUCAGGAUGUGGGGAGAAAGAGAUAAUAGCGUUUCUUUUUGAGCUUAGAAGGCUUGCCAGGGCCAAUGGCCACAUAUGCAUGGUUUCCAUUCCUGGGUUUAUGAUGCCAGGCACAAACCUCAGCCUGUAUUUCGACAUAGUUGCCGAGUUUGAUUCAAACAUAUUCAGCCGCUUCUGCCCAAAUUACAACGGGGUUUUAGAGUUCAAGAAGAUUGGAGGGCAUGGAUGCCUUCGGGUCAACACUCUCGAAAGCCUGAAGUAUGGGGUGAAGAUCAAGAAGGGGGAUGUCUGUGUGGAGAAGAUCGACAUGCCGCCCGAGGAUGUUAAGCCACCAGGCGGUUCGUGUGGACAGGACAAGGCCUUCUAG
Encephalitozoon hellem ATCC 50504 is the source of this 840-nucleotide messenger RNA. RefSeq lists its product as uncharacterized. Gene Ontology annotation, biological process: tRNA wobble uridine modification. The coding region runs from base 1 to 840 and encodes 279 amino acids. The transcript has a single exon. Gene Ontology annotation, cellular component: transcription elongation factor complex; cytoplasm; elongator holoenzyme complex. The record is from RefSeq and is a predicted model, not a curated record. Lineage: Eukaryota; Fungi; Microsporidia; Unikaryonidae.